AUGAUACAUAGCGUGCAGCCCCCCGAGAGUCAGGUGGACCCCAUGGCUACCACAGUCACCAUGGUUUCCAUGCAUACCACAGCCCCCAUAAAUACCACAAUUACCAUGGAGACCCAGGGGGGAGGGGCCUCAGAGUCAGACCCCCACCAAGCCACGCCCACCCUCCCAGAGGAGAACAGCGUCUCUUCAGAUGGCCAGGGGUUCGUUAUGUGUGUGGCGGUACGUGUGCAGAAGGACCUCGACCCACACGAGGCCUCCUCUCGAGAGGAGGCGCUACAGGCAGCCUACUGCAGUCUGCUCCAGGGCCUGUCCCUGGGUCCGGCGCCUACAGCAGGUGGUGAGAAGCAGAGUGUGUUGGAGUUCUUCAGACGGGCAAAGUGUGUUCCCCCAGUGGAGGACUGUGUAACAACAAUGGAGGGAAAGCACAGAUGCACUCUAAGAAUCGUAGGCGAGCUCACCUUCCACAGCACAGAGGCGGCCCCCAGAAAGCAGCAGGCAGAGCAUUGUGCAGCUAAGGAGGCCCUGAGGCGUCUGAAUGGGGUCCUGAGUGGAGUUUUGGGCGGAGACAUCGGCAGAGCGGGUCCAAACUACAAGGGUAAACUCCAGGAGUUGCUGGUCAAGCAUGGAGGAGGAGCCAAGCCAGAGUACAAAAAUACUGAGGCUAACGAGAUCAGCACAGGAGCCGCUGCAAGUCAGAUGACCGGGGAAACUGCUGCUGUUGGCACUACUCUACAGGUUGACAAGUUGUCAAUUACCACGGAGACAACACCUGACGAUUCCGGCCCGCCUCCGUCUAAGAGAUCUGCAGGGGGAGAGAUGGAAGAAAUCCGGCGGUGUCUGGCACUGUGGAGUUUGCAGCCCCCGUGUGUGGUGUGUGAGGAUGUGUCUGUGGAGCAGUUGUGUAAGUGGAUGGUGGAGGUCCGACUAGACGGCCACGCCUUCCGGAACCAGACCCUGUUCAGCUCUAAGAAAGAGGCUAUCCGCUGGUCCUGCCACAGCCUGGGUACAGCAGGGGAUAUCUGCCAGCCUGGCACCGACGAGACUAAGUCCACAGCGGUGGUGAAGUCUUUUUUCCUGCAGCGGUCGUUCCCGUUGCCUGUGGAGGAAGUAGCAGAACCAGAGAAGGGCAGGUUCUGCUGCAAUCUCAAAGACAUCAACUGUGUCUUCACUUACCGUGGAGAGGGUUCCAGUGAGGCUGCAGCAUGUCAGUCGGCCUACCAGAGGGCGCUGUCUCGUCUUGCUCCUUUCAUUGGCUACUGUGGUCCUGUGGCCCCACCCAGCAGCACUGAGGAUGCGAAGCGAAGGCUGAGCACUCUGUUGGAGGGGACAGCCCUUACAACUGUGAACUCCGCCCUUUCAGAAACUCAGUACAGAAUCUCCGCCCAGCUUAGGUUCUUGGGGUACAGCAUGGAGACUGAAGGACAGGACAGUAGGAAAGCUACCAGAGCCCAACUCAGCCAGCGCUUACUGGGCCUACUUGGGGAGGAUGAGAUGGACUCCACAGCCUCGGUGAGGAACGUUCUAGAUGAGUGGUUUACGAAGAAAGGUCUGGAGAAACCUGGAUUUGAGUACACUAAUGACAAGUUUGGGACAAAAGUCACCUUCUCUGCCCCUCUCAUCUGCUCCUACAAAGAGUGGCAAGCCAGCCGGGAGAAAGCUAAGAAGAAAUUAAUCGAUGAACUGCAGAGGCGGGUCAAAUACUUUUGUGACGGAAGCACCAACUGAGGGCCCACUGACCAAUCAUAAAAGAUAGUUUUACUUACCCUUGGAUCCUGCAUGAAACGACAAAAUGUCCUCUAUUUCCCAGUCUGGAUCUCUCUUCCAAGUUUUCCCUCUUUCUUUUCCUCUGUGUUUCAUCAGGCAAGUGGUGUUGGUGACAGAUGUCUGUCUGUAAUAGUAUGGCUUUAAUAGUAUAUAUAAUUCACUCUUUGCAUGCACUGUUUUUACCACCAGGUCCUGAUAUGAAAUGAUCCUACAUUUAGCAGCUCUUUUAUUUUUUACUCUGUCUAGUAACAUAAAGAAUGUACUUCUGUGCACCCCAGAUGUAUUACAUUUUAAUCUGUAACAAUUACCGAAGUAUUUUAACACUAAAUGAAAAGGCUCCUCUCUGGUAAUAAAAAAUACCAUCCACUACUUUGAA
Oncorhynchus masou masou (cherry salmon) is the source of this 2140-nucleotide messenger RNA. RefSeq lists its product as uncharacterized. Bases 1 to 1725 code for a protein of 574 amino acids. The record is from RefSeq and is a predicted model, not a curated record. The transcript is spliced from 11 exons. Lineage: Eukaryota; Metazoa; Chordata; Actinopteri; Salmoniformes; Salmonidae.